This is a messenger RNA of Annulohypoxylon maeteangense, 3118 nucleotides long. RefSeq lists its product as uncharacterized. The coding region runs from base 268 to 3000 and encodes 910 amino acids. Lineage: Eukaryota; Fungi; Ascomycota; Sordariomycetes; Xylariales; Hypoxylaceae. Gene Ontology annotation, molecular function: DNA-binding transcription factor activity, RNA polymerase II-specific; zinc ion binding; transcription cis-regulatory region binding. Gene Ontology annotation, biological process: DNA-templated transcription; regulation of DNA-templated transcription. Gene Ontology annotation, cellular component: nucleus. The transcript has 2 exons. The record is from RefSeq and is a predicted model, not a curated record.
AUUGAAAGCAGCUGCUGACCAAGACAUUUUUUAGCCCUUGCUCAGGACAGGACUGCCCAGAUUCAAGGUCCAGCCACCUACUACCGUCGAAAGAAAUUCCCACCCAUCUUUUUAUGAUCGGCUGCCGGGUUUUAUGUUGACCGUUACAACCGCAAAAUCGGACAUCAUCUACCGCGACAUUGUACGUGUAAGCCUCUAACAGUUAGUCCCCUAGGUAAGCGACCCAUCUCGAUCUUUUUUUAGAGGGGAAAAAGGAAAAAAGUCGAGAUGGAUCCGGGUUCCCUUGACCCAAGACUUCGCGAUCCUGGAGAGGACUCAAUUGUCGUCAACGGUCCGUCAAAUCCGUCUCAACAACAGCAACUCGCUGUCGCGGGUCUUCACAAUUCUCAACAAUCAGAUCUUCCCGAAUCACCGCUUCAGCAACAAAUUCAAUCUCAAUCAACCGGUCCAUCUCCUGUAGCUUCUGCGACUGGCUUUACCCCCCAUACUCCUAAUGGUCACCAUACCCAUUCCGCCGCCAGCGAUACACCUAACGGCCCUGGAAAUACCCCGCAAGACCCGAACGAUCCUAAGCGACCACGAGCUUGCGAAGCUUGUCGUGGAUUGAAGGUGAAAUGCGAACCUGACCCAGCGAAUCCUGAUGGGCCAUGUAAGAGAUGUGCGAAGGCAGGACGCAAUUGCGUUGUGACGCAACCUACUCGAAAGAGACAGAAGAAGACGGAUAGUCGUGUUGCAGAGUUAGAGAAAAAGAUCGAUGCUCUGACUGCAAGUCUGCAUGCGAGUCGAGGGGGCCCAAGCACCGCUUCGCAUACAACUCCAUCGGAGGAACCGACGUACGGAUAUGGCCAUGCUUCUACCUCGAAAGAUUGGGGUGCUCCGCCAUCUCGGGAUCACCAACCUCAAUCUGCGCCCGAGCCAGAAAAGCGUUCUUCAUAUGCGGCCCCGACCUCUAUGGCUGGCCAGAAGCGCAAGUUCACGGAAUCAAACGAAGGUUCACCUGACGUAGCCAGUGCCUCGCCGGUACCGCCCAAGUCCAGUACAGGACCCGAAUCAGAGCCGGAUGUAAUCGAUCGUGGAAUAAUUACUAUGAGCGAAGCUGCCGCAUUCUUCGAUCGAUUCACAGAAGACAUGGUUCCGCAUUUACCAGCUGUUGUUUUCCCCGAAGGCACAACUGCUAUCGAAGUUCGAAAAACGAAGCCUAUCCUGUUCCUCGCCAUUAUGGCAGCUGCUUCUUCUGAAAUCCCUAAGCUUCAACGUCAGCUUGUGCGAGAAAUCAUGCAAAUAUUUGCCGAUCAGAUUAUUAUCACGGGCAGGAAAUCUUUAGAGCUAAUCCAGUCGCUCUUAGUCAGCGUAAUUUGGUACUAUCCGCCUGAACAUUUCGAGGAGCUCAAGUUUUACCAGUUCGUACACUUAGCAGCUGUUAUGUCGAUCGAUAUUGGGCUGGGUCGAAAGAAGCAUAAUCCCAAGACUCGGCUUGUGCCUUAUACUUGGCGAGAUCAUCCUUUCAGAAAGCAGCCUCUUCCCGAUCCUAUGUCUGUCGAAGCACGGCGAACGUGGCUGGCUGUGUACUUUUUAGCUUCGAAUGUGUCGAUGGCUUUACAUCGCCCAAACCUCAUUAGAUGGCAACCGUUUAUGACCGAAUGCAUGGAUAUCCUGGAAUCUUCUCCACAGGCCGCGCCGACCGAUAGAUAUCUCUGUCAUCUUGUUUGGACACAUCGACUUGCCGAGGAUGUCGGUAUCCAGUUCUCUAUGGAUGACCCUAGUGUUUUCGUCAACGUUUCGGAACAGAAAGUUCAAUAUGCUCUACGAGGCUUCGAACGCGAUCUAGCUAAAUAUAGCGAGUCUAUACCUAAAGCAGAGAAAAGACCUUCCCUUAUUCUUGGCUUCCAUGUAUUAAAUCUAUAUAUGCACGAGAUCGCACUUCAUGUCGAUAAGAGCCCCGAGGAAUACCGACCUCCGUGCAAUGCUGAUUCUCUUCGGGAACCUAUUCCGGGUUUAGAAGACUCGCUCACGCCAUCACAUAUCAGUGCCCUAUCAUCGUGUCUUACUGCCAUCGAUGGCAUUUUUGAGACAUUCUUAUUAAUGGACGUCCGUAGCAUUCGCUGUAUCCCGAUUUUUAGUUUCGUUCGGGUCGCUUAUGCAGUUGUCGUCCUCAUUAAGAUGUACUUCAGCGCGAGUAACUCAAACUCAGAACUAGGCAAAGUCAUUAAUAAGGAUAACAUGAAGGUUGCGGAAUACCUAGAGAAACUGCUUGAGAAGUUCCGAGAGGUUGCCGCAUCGGAUAAGUCCCGCCCAGCUAGCAAGUUUCUACUUGUGCUAGCUAUGUUACGCAGUUGGUUCUAUAAACAAGGACAGGCUCAUGGUAAGGGCUUGGGCGAUGAUGAAGCUGCUUCAGCAGCCAUCCAAGAUCUAAGAGGGGGGAUGCCUACAAAUGAGCAGAAGAAAGGCUCGGCCCCUCCCCAACAACAUCCGCAGCAACAUCACCAAGCACAAGCGAACAAUUCUGGCCAGACGAACACGCCGCUCCAGCUCCUAUCCGAAAUUGCGACCGGUAAUGGUCCACCACGCAGCAACGGUCAGAAUCCGGCACCAGACUCUAACACGCAUCCAUACCAGGCGAAUGCAGGAUGGCUGCGAUCUGUACCGCAACCGGCUCAGCCAUUCAUGUACGAUCCGACCGGGGGCAACGUGGCAGCUACAUCCAGGGGAGGGAUGUCGGGACCGGGACCGGGUUCAGAGCAAUCAUUCAUGCCAUGGAUGGCCGAUUCGUUCGGAUCUAGUGAUUUCGACUACACCAGCCUAGGCGAUGGCUUCGAGCAAGCAAUGGGCCUCACUCUAACAGGCUUCGGCGGCGGUAGCCCCGGCGACCCGGCUUCGUACGAGGACACCAUGCGUUACAUGAUGCAGAACAAUAUGCUCGGACCCGUCCCCGUCGAGGGUUUCGCCACCGCCCCCCAGGGCCCGCAAGCCGGUCCAAAUGGAAACUAUUACCCGUUCUAGGCAAGCGCGGAAUGUCCGGUCGCGAAGCACGGGGGUUGGUGCGAGAGUUGCGCCUUGUACUACUUCGAGCAGGGAUUCUGACGCGCCCGUACUUCUGAGGACUUCCUUACCUCAACUA